CAGCAUGGUACGCGUACUGGAGGUGCAGAAACCAUGUAGCAGAAAGCUUUGAGCAGUUGUGGAUUAUCAGUUUCUCCCAACAGCAAUAAAAAGUGAAGAAUGAAGGCAACUGGAUUUAUUUCCCUAUGGACGUUGGUUUCACUGCCUUGUGGCCAGUUAGCAAAUCCUGCAGAACAUGAAGAUGUAGUAAAGCAUGCAAUAAAGCUGCACCGUGGGAAAGGAGCUGUUAUUGCUCAGAGAAAGCAGUGGGUGUUGGAGAGCUGCAGAAAACUCUCUGGUCUUCUUCGCCAAAAGAACGUUGUUCUCAACAAACUAAAAAAUGCUAUAAGAGCAGUUGAGAAAGAUGCAGGACUGUCAGAUGAAGAGAAACUUUUUCAGGUGCAUACCUUUGAAAUUUUCCAAAAGGAGCUAAAUGAGAGUGAAAAUUCGGUCUUUCAAGCAAUCCACGGCCUCCAGAGAGCUCUACAGGGUGAUUACAAAGAUGUUGUAAAUAUGAAAGAAAGCAGCAGACAGAGACUAGAAGCCUUGAGGGAAGCUGCAAUUAAGGAAGAAAUGGAAUAUGUUGAACUCUUAGCAGCGGAAAAACAUCAGGUUGAAGCCCUUAAGAACAUGCAGCAUCAAAACAAAAGCCUGUCGAUGCUUGAUGAAAUUCUAGAAGAUGUCAGGAAGGCAGCUGAUAGAUUGGAAGAGGAAAUAGAAGAGCAUGCCUUUGAUGACAACAAAUCUGUAAGAGGUGUUAACUUUGAAGCGGUUUUAAGGGUGGAAGAAGAUGAAGCCAACUCCAAAAGAAAUGCUUCAAAAAGAGAAGUAGAGGAUGACUUAGGUCUUAGUAUGCUUAUUGAUUCCCAGAACAAUCAGUAUAUACUUACCAAGCCCAGAGAUUCAACCAUUCCUCGGGCUGAUCAUCAUUUCAUAAAGGAUAUUGUGACAAUAGGAAUGUUGUCUUUGCCGUGUGGCUGGCUGUGUACAACAAUAGGAUUGCCAACCAUGUUUGGGUAUAUCAUCUGUGGAGUACUCUUAGGACCAUCAGGACUAAACAGUAUCAAGUCUAUUGUACAGGUGGAGACAUUAGGAGAGUUUGGUGUAUUCUUCACUCUCUUUCUAGUUGGCCUGGAAUUUUCUCCUGAAAGAUUAAGAAAGGUAUGGAAAAUAUCUUUGCAAGGACCCUGCUACAUGACGGUUCUGAUGAUUGCAUUUGGUUUACUAUGGGGACACUUGCUCCAAAUUAGACCAACACAAAGUGUCUUCAUUUCCACUUGUUUAUCUUUAUCAAGUACACCAUUGGUGUCAAGAUUUCUUGCAGGUAGUGUUCGAGGCGAUAAAGAAGGGGAUAUUGACUACAGUAGCGUACUACUUGGCAUGUUGGUGAUGCAGGAUGUGCAGCUGGGUUUAUUUAUAGCUGUCAUGCCUACGCUUAUUCAAGCAGGAGCAAGCACAUAUUCCAGCAUUUUCAAGGAAAUACUGAGAAUACUGAUACUGAUUGGCCAAAUCCUCUUUUCUCUGGCUGCCGUUUUUCUUAUAUGUCUUGUUAUAAAGACUUAUCUCAUAGGACCGUAUUAUCGCAAGUUGCAUGCAGAAAGCAAAGGGAAUAAAGAAAUCCUCAUUCUAGGAAUAACUGCAUUCAUCUUCCUUAUGUUAACGAUCACAGAGCUGUUGGAUGUUUCAAUGGAGCUGGGAUGCUUCUUAGCCGGAGCUCUGAUCUCUUCUCAGGGUCACAUGGUUUCUGAGGAGAUUAUGUCCUGUAUUGAACCAAUACGUGACUUUCUUGCCAUCAUUUUCUUUGCAUCCAUAGGACUUCAUGUUUUCCCCACAUUUGUAAUAUAUGAACUCACAGUCUUGCUAUUCCUUACGUUGUCCGUGGUCAUAAUGAAGUUUGUCUUGGCAGUGCUUGUGCUUUCUCUGAUUCUUCCGAAGACCAGCCAGUAUAUCAAGUGGAUUGUCUCAGCAGGACUGGCACAAGUCAGUGAAUUCUCUUUUGUUCUGGGAAGUAGAGCACGCAGAGCAGGGAUCAUAUCUCGGGAGGUCUAUCUUCUUAUUCUGAGUGUGACUACUUUAAGCCUUUUACUUGCCCCUGCCCUGUGGAGGGCUGCGAUUAUGAAAUGUGUUCCAAGACCUGAAAGACGCUCAAGUACUUGAUUAAGACUUGCACAUGUAGAAGAAUACAUCUUCUUGCAAGGAAUAUCUUCAUUGCUCAUUGUAUUUCUAUGCACUCAGAAAACAGGAGGUUUUGAGUAGUCAGUCCUCUUAACAUGCACUUGGUUAUAAGCCUUAUACUGACCUUAAAACAAAACAAAAUUCAACAUUAAAAAAUAAUUAUGUAAUUUGAAUUGCACACCUUUUACAAUUUACUUUCUCUCUGACAGAGUAGAAUCUGCCACAAUAUUUGUUCCUGAUCCAAUCAAUUAUUCAGAGCAUAAAUAUUUUUUUUUAAAUAUAGCAUCAUGCAAACU
Charadrius vociferus (killdeer) is the source of this 2450-nucleotide messenger RNA. It is a transcript of the gene SLC9D1, whose product is annotated as transmembrane and coiled-coil domains 3. The record is from RefSeq and is a predicted model, not a curated record. The transcript is spliced from 12 exons. Gene Ontology annotation, cellular component: membrane. Bases 100 to 2136 code for a protein of 678 amino acids. NCBI's taxonomy places the organism in Eukaryota, Metazoa, Chordata, Aves, Charadriiformes, Charadriidae. Gene Ontology annotation, molecular function: potassium:proton antiporter activity. Gene Ontology annotation, biological process: potassium ion transmembrane transport; proton transmembrane transport.